This is a messenger RNA of Meleagris gallopavo (turkey), 2375 nucleotides long. It is a transcript of the gene CGRRF1, whose product is annotated as cell growth regulator with ring finger domain 1. The record is from RefSeq and is a predicted model, not a curated record. Gene Ontology annotation, biological process: negative regulation of cell growth. NCBI's taxonomy places the organism in Eukaryota, Metazoa, Chordata, Aves, Galliformes, Phasianidae.
AAGGACCGCGGGGAGAGAGAAGGAAAGCCAAAGGGCAAAGCCGCGUGCCGUGCGGCCACGUGAUCCCCCCCCCUCGCGCCGCGCCCCGUUGCCAUGACGCCGAGGCCCCGCCUGCCGCGCGGUUUCAUGGCAACGAGGCGUUCCUUCAGGAGAGGGCGCUAAGUUGAGGGCAACGGCUUCAAUAUACCGUUGCGCAUGCACCUGGUUUCUGCGCAUGCGCCCUGCGCAGCAGCUGGCCGGUAGCCAGUGUGCUGGGGCGGGCGGCUGGGCUCGGCUGUCUGCCGGCCGGCCCUAUGGCCACUGUGUUUCUCGUCACGCUCUACGAGUACUCGCCGCUUUUCUACAUCACGGUGGUGUUCGUUUGUUUCCUCGUCACCAGCGGCCUGGUGCUGGGCUGAUAUACUGUGGAAAGAUUUUAUUCUUGUUUUGCAUUGCCUCCCCUAGAUCUGGCUAGGUGGAAGUGAAGGCAAGGUUGGUCCUGCUGGAUGAAGCUCCACAUCGUUACUUACUUCAGGAAAGGUUUGGACUGGGGGUUCCUGUUAUUCUCAGAAACUCAGAAGAAACAGAAUCCAGCACCAGAGUACUGAAGAAGCAGAUGAGACAAGUGAAGAAUCCUUUUGGUUUAGAAAUCUCUCAUCCUGACACAGCUUCGGUAACAAAGGGUGUAACACUGACACCUGACUGUCUGGAAGACUGUGUUCUUACGUGCUACUGGGGCUGCAAUGUUCAAAAACUCCAUGAGGCGUUGCAAAAACAUGUCUACUGCUUCAGAAUAAAUACUCCUCAGGCGUUAGAGGAUGCUCUGUAUGAUGAAUAUCUCUACAGACAGCAAUACUUCAUCAAAAAAAAUGACAAGGAAGAAAAAUAUUGUCAGCUACCAGAAGAUGCUCAAGUUGUCGACUUUGGCCCAGUGCCUCGACUUUGCUAUCCUCUGAUAGCACUGCUGACAUUAGCUGAUGAAGAAGACAGGGAAAUAUAUGAUAUUAUUUCAAUGGUGGCUGUAAUUCAUGUUCCUGACGAGAGCUACAGACUUUCCUGCAGAAUAUUAUAUCAGUACCUACUUCUAGCUCAAGGCCAAUACCAUGAUCUGAAGCAGCUCUUCAUGUCUGCAAAUAGUCCUACGCCACCUUCGUGUGGUACCUCUCCAGAUGAGAGAAGCACAGAUAGAAGCUUGCUGGAAAAGGCUGGACUGGCUGAAGAUGAACCAGAAUUGCAUGAAGAAAACAGUAAAGACUGCGUUGUGUGCCAGAAUGGCACAGUGAACUGGGUACUCCUGCCCUGCAGGCACACGUGCCUGUGCGAUGGCUGCAUUAAGUAUUUUCAGCAGUGUCCAAUGUGUAGGCAGUUUGUUCAAGAGUCUUUCCCACUCUGCAGUAAAAAGGAGCAAGAUGAAGAUGAAUCAACCCAGAUCUUGCAAGAUGUUCAUCCUGGAAGAGUUUUUUAAUGGAGACAAAAAUAAAAGAAUUGGGUUGUAUGCACCAAGGUUAAAUGUAGAGAACAGACUGUUUAUGGGAGGAUAUCUAGCAUUAACUUGUACAGUUUUGCUUUUCAUUGCUAGGCAAUUUUCAGCUUCCUUAUGUGUCUUCGCUCCAUACGCUCACAGGAACAUUACAUUUCUCUGUGCAAUGUGGACAGAAGAAGUGCGUAGGAUCUACUUGAAGGAUGGGAUUAUUUUUAUAGCUUCUUACUAAUUUUUCAUGGAGUACUACUGCAGGCUAUUUUGAUUACUAAAUUUAGCUUUAUCUACUUGCAAACAAAACUUGCAAGUGAAGUUGAAAUGCACAUAGCUUAUUCUAUAUUUAUUAUAUUUAAAAUAUUAGAGCUAUAUAUCAUCUUAAUUCCUUAAAAUUUAGAAACCUGGCACUUUACAGAGUGUGACAAAUGAAGGAAAGGGUACAUUCUCUGUAGUCAAACCCAUAUUUAUUCUGUAGACAAAGGCUGUACUGUGACAGGAGCUAGAAGGAGAAGUUGUUCAGGACACUGUUUGGGGCUAUUUUGAAAUGAUGUGCAUGUGAAGGGUCUGAGCCAAAGCCCAGUGAACCAGUGGAAAGGGUUCUGUUGCUAUUUGUUGCCUUGAACUAAACCUUGCUGACACUUUCAAGCCUGAGCUGCUACUACUAUGUCAUCUUGCAACAGAUUUUCAAUCUUCCGGCAAGGGCUGCAAGAACUUGUUCUCCAUACAAAUGUUAGUUAAUUACUCCAUGGAGUUACUUGAGCAGUUCUGCUGUGCUAUUCUUAUCCGAGUUGCCUGCUUGGGGAAUUUCCAAUUCUGUUUACUUGCAUUGUCAGACUGGAUGAAAAGUUGACCAUUACUUUUCCUUUUAUCAGUAGUCCCAGGACAUUUGCUUACUCUAAUAAAGAAAGAAGCUAAAGAA